AUGUGUCAAAACCAACAAUCCAAUUUGCAGCAGGCGGAAUCGCCCACACAAGAGCAAUCUGUGACUGGCGAACAAGCAUCAGAAGCGAACAAAGACGAUUGGGCCGAUGUCAGUGACCCCAGUGAACGAAGAAAGAUACAGAACAAACUGGCUCAAAGGAGAUUUCGUGACAGGAUCAAAGAGCAAAGGGAGGAAGCAGAACGAGAGUUGGAGAAUAUACGAAGAGCUGGAGGCUCGUACGCACCACCAGAGCCGGAAAGCAUCGACACCAGUCAGACUCUUUCCGGGCUACCUUGGGGUGGUAUCUCAAUGAGGCAUGUGAUUGAACAAGGAAAGAACAGGCAACAAAGUUUGCAAAAUAAUAUACGCGGCGGCUGUACAGAUCUCACUGAGCAUCUCAAAGAGGACAAAAACAGUAGGUAA
Exserohilum turcica Et28A is the source of this 423-nucleotide messenger RNA. RefSeq lists its product as uncharacterized. The transcript is spliced from 2 exons. Lineage: Eukaryota; Fungi; Ascomycota; Dothideomycetes; Pleosporales; Pleosporaceae. Gene Ontology annotation, molecular function: DNA-binding transcription factor activity. The record is from RefSeq and is a predicted model, not a curated record. Gene Ontology annotation, biological process: regulation of DNA-templated transcription. The coding region runs from base 1 to 423 and encodes 140 amino acids.